Molecule: messenger RNA, 601 nt
Organism: Capsicum annuum
Lineage: Eukaryota; Viridiplantae; Streptophyta; Magnoliopsida; Solanales; Solanaceae
Product: flower-specific defensin-like
Exons: 2
Coding region: 71-382 (103 amino acids)
Biological process (GO): defense response
Source: RefSeq, a predicted model, not a curated record
GCAACUCAAUCGCAAUCUUUCUUAAUAUUAAAACAAUAUUUGCAAUAUUUUUAACUCAUUCAAAGGGAGUAUGGCUCGUUCCAUUUACUUCAUGGCAUUUCUUGUCUUGGCAAUGACACUCUUUGCUGCCUAUGGGGUGCAAGGUGACAUUUGCACAACACCACCCAGACGUUACAUUGGAGUAUGUUGGUCAGACACUUCAUGUAGAAAAGUUUGUGUCGAGAUGGAGAACUUUGAAGAUGGUUAUUGUAGCAAAAUCCAAAGGAAGUGCCUAUGCACUUGGACAUGUGUACUCGACAACAUUCCUAAUGAUGCUGGAACUAUUAUGCUUCAGGAUGCUAAAACUAUGCAAUUGCUUGAAGAAAAGUUUCUCAACGAGUAAUUAAGUUUGGUUAUGAAUUUUGUCUCACACAAAAUUCAAUAAAGUGUUGGCUCACACAAAACUCAAUAAACUGUUGGCUUUCUUAAAAGGAUAACUUAUAAUGUUGUGUUCUUGGCCAGUAGUAGCCAUUUGACACAUUAAAUAAGUUGUGACACAUCAAUCUUUUAUGUAUCUUGUAUCAAUUUUAUGUGUGUUUUAAUAAAAAAACCGUAUGCAAUC